Messenger RNA from Gambusia affinis (western mosquitofish), 1532 nucleotides. RefSeq names its product CD209 antigen-like protein E. Bases 1 to 834 code for a protein of 277 amino acids. Lineage: Eukaryota; Metazoa; Chordata; Actinopteri; Cyprinodontiformes; Poeciliidae. The transcript is spliced from 8 exons. The record is from RefSeq and is a predicted model, not a curated record.
AUGAAACACGAAGCUGACGCUGCGACAGAAGAAGAACAGAGGAGGGAGGCUGGAGGUAAACGUCUGCAGGAAACAUCAGCUGAGGCUGUUUGUGUCUUCAGUUUCCUCAUCAUGAGACGCUCACAGAGACACACAGAGGGUGAAAACCCAAGCAGGACCUGUAAGCUGCCAGCAGGGGGAGCAGUUCUGCUGGUUCUGGUCGGUCUGCUGGCUGCUGCUCUCAUCGUCAUCUACAGACUCUCUUUUGAUAAAAUACGAACCAAUCAAACCAUCCAAACCCUGAAAGAGGAAAAUGAAGCUCUGAGGAAAAAUAUCUCAGAGCUAAAGGAACAGCCUCCUCCAUCCUGUCCUCCACCUCCUGCAGUAAAAGAUCUGACAUGUCUGAAGUGUGAACCAGGCUGGGAGCCACAUGGAGGAAACUGUUAUUAUUUCUCCACCACUAAAUCCUCCUGGAAUGACAGCAGAAGUUCCUGCAUUGAUCGUGGAUCAGACCUGGUGAAGAUCGACAGCAGAGAGGAGCAGACGUUCUUGGAGAGCAGACUGAGAGGCUUGAUGAAGGACGAUGAGGACAAGUUCUGGAUCGGACUGACGGACUCGGUGGAAGAAGGAAAAUGGUUCUGGGUGGACGGAUCUGCUCUGGAUGAAAGUUUGAGCUUUUGGAGUCACAAUGACCCUGAUGACUGGAAAGGUAAAAAUCCAGCUGGAGAAGAUUGUGUGAGGAUGGGAGAGAGAGGAGGAACUCAUGAUCUGAAAUGUUGGUUUGAUUAUUCCUGCAAUAUUAAAAAUAGAUGUAUCUGUGAGAAACCAGCAGCUCCACGUUAUCCCUGUGUCUGAAGUUCAGCUCAGUCUAUAAAACAAUCUGAGAACAGAACCAAGAACCUGCAGAGAUUCUGGUUCUAUAAACAUCUAAACUUUUCUUCCAGCUUCAUUGAAAGAUGAAAUUAAUCUUUUUAAUCAUUAUUUCUAUCAGCUUUAGUUGUUUUCUGCUCUGCAGCAACAAACCACCAAGAGAAAAACUCAGAAACUGAGUUACAAACAGGAACCUGGAAGAACCUGCAGCAGAACUUUUCCAUCAGUUUAACAGAGGAUUUAUUUCUGCUUCUGGUUCUAACGGUUCUGGAUCCCACAUGUGACUCGGGUCAGAACAUUUCUGAGGCUCUGCAGCUUCUGAUGAUCCAUCAUAGAGAGCAGAACAUGUGGAAAACCAGAACCUCUCUACUGGUUUGACUGGUUCAGAUCCUCCUUACCAGCAGCUAAAACUGAAUCAGUUCAUGUUCACAGUUCACCUCCUGGACAUCUGGAACUAAAACUCCCAACAUAAAGUAGUUCCUGUUGUUUCAUCAGUUUAUGUUGCGUAUGAAGCUUUGCAUGACGUCGUAUGGAUGAUGGUUUCUGCAUCAUGACUCAUCAUGUUUCCAUGUAGAAAAAUAAAGAUCAGAUCCUCCAUCAGAGCUCCAGCUUUCAGGUUAUCAGCUCAAAGCAGCAGCUGUUCAUGUAGCCGUCAGGAUCAUGAAUAAACUUUUCAAACUGCA